Messenger RNA from Leucoraja erinaceus (little skate), 4969 nucleotides. It is a transcript of the gene znf618, whose product is annotated as zinc finger protein 618. Bases 482 to 3163 code for a protein of 893 amino acids. Lineage: Eukaryota; Metazoa; Chordata; Chondrichthyes; Rajiformes; Rajidae. Gene Ontology annotation, molecular function: protein dimerization activity. The transcript is spliced from 14 exons. The record is from RefSeq and is a predicted model, not a curated record.
GGAGUUCCCCGCCCGCCCCCUUCACACCAUGCCCGGCCGCCUGCCUUCCCGGCAUCACUCCCUGCUCGGCCAGGAGCGCCCACGGCCUUCAGCUCUCCAGUACAUCCUGUCAGGGCUGGGUGCUGCGUGAGGUGCGGUCCGGGGCUCCCCCCACCCCCUGAUUGAGGGGUGUGUUGGGGAGGGCAGAGAAGGGGGGGGUGACCGCGUCCUGCCGGCCCGCCCCGCACCAGGCACGGGGCUCGCCCGGCCAGCAUGGCUCUGUAGGAUGCGGCCGUUUAUCCAGCUGCCUUACUGCGGAGAGCCGAGAAACGUGCGGCUUUCACCCCAGCGUCCCGGCUCGGGACUGGCCUGCGAUCGGAGAGUAACGCCCACAGCACAGAAAACGCAUCGGCUGCAGGCACAGGAGAAUUUGAAAGGAUUGUUGCAGUGACUCCAUCUGAUUCUGACAAAUUUUAAGAAGUGCUGGAUAAACGGCAACACAAUGAGUUCCCGUGAUGCAGCAAUAAAGACUGAAAAAAGAGAUGAGAGUGAAGUGAAUGCUGAGUUGUGGCACGAUGAAUCCAAAGAUCACAAGAGCAACAAUAACGUUAAUGAAAACGCACGUGAGGUAGCGGAGAUCUGUGUUGUGAUUGGUGAGGAUGGGGCUCAACGCUGUUCUGAGCAGGAUCAACCCAAUAGUCAAUCCAGUGAUAUUGACGGGCACCCUGGGAAAUCCAGCCAAAUGAAUGAUCAGGAGGAAAACAUGGAGUGGAAGCCACAGCAGCAGGCUUCACUAAAGGCCUAUAUAUGUGGUGCCUGUGGGAAGAAAUACAAGUACUACAGCUGCUUCCGGGCACAUGUGAGAGCACACCUAGAAAAUGAAACCUCCUCUGUAUCAGCUGAAAAUUCUCCACAGGCAAAAAAUUUUAGGUAUAUGUGUGACAUUUGUGGCAAGAAAUAUAAAUAUUACAGCUGUUUCCAAGAACAUCGGGAUUUGCAUGCAGUGGAUGAUCCAUAUGAUCAUGCGGUUGAGACACCAGCAGAAGUGAAAACUGAACAGGUGGACGAAAUUGUACGCAACCCUGGAUCAAAGACAGGUAGUUAUAUCUGUGAAUACUGUGGCAAGCGAUACAAGUAUUACACUCCUUACCAGGAACAUGUGGCUUUGCAUGCAUCAUCUGAUGCAGAAAGUCCUCUUGUCAAAAGAAAUGAAGCUAAACUGCCAAAUGCCUGUGAAGAAAACAAUAGCUCUCAGAAUUCUAGUGGUGGUGCCAGUGUACAGAAAUCAGACCCUCCUUCUGUAAAAAAUGGUUCUACUUGUCAGACCUGUGGAAAUGAGCACAAACACUGUACCUGCUUAAGGCAACAGGCACAUAAUAGCCGAGCUAGAGAGCAGUACACGUGUGGGGCAUGUGGGAUUCAGUUCCAGUUUUACAACAAUCUAAUAGAGCACAUGAAUUCCCACGCAGCUGAUAAUGAAAACAGCAUAGCGAUUAAACAAGUGCAAUCACCACGGACGUCGACGACGACAACGACGACUACUACUGCUACUGCCGCCGCCGCCACCGCUUCUGCUGCUGCUGCCGCCACUACAUCCACUACCCCUGUUGUUGCUACAGCUGCUGCUUCUCCAGAGAAGAAGAAUGCCCAUCGCCAGAGUAACUGCACAAAUGAUGUGAAUAGCUCUGUCCUUGAAAAAGAACGCCAACAUGUUGCCGAGAAGUUGCUGAGGGUGAUGUGCGCUGAUCUGAAAGCACUUCCUGUGAUUAAUGGCAAAGACUUUGUGAAGCUUGCACAGACACUCGUGGACAUCGGAGCACGUUAUGGAUCCUUCCCUGUAGGUGAUGUCCUUGGGGAUAUGAACACUCUUGCUCUGAAACACCUACCCAGAAUGUACAACCAGGUGAAGGUCAAAGUGACAUGUGCACUGGGCAGUAACGCUUGCUGGGGGAUAGGCGUCACCUGUCAUUGUCAGAAUGUGGGGUCGGAGUCUUUCUACAUCCUAACAGCACAUCAGGUGGAGGGGUUGCAAAUUAAAAGGUAUGUGCUGGGUAUUAAAGAGGUCGAUGGGAAAGAAACUGGUGAGCAGGUUCACCAGUGGGUCUUGAAUGUCCUUUCAGAAUUUGUCAUGUCAGAGAUGCAAACGAUCUAUGUCACGGAUAGCAAAGUCAGCUCUGCCGCAUUGUUGAAAGCUGGGAUGUGCCUGCGAUGUUCAGCCUGUGCAUUGAACUCAACAGUAAGGAGUGUACUUAAUGAAAGAACAUUGCAGGCACAAAACAUGCCAGAGGUUACUGAACUUGUGAGUAACUGCAUACAGAUAAUGAGUUCACUGGAACAAGGAACUGGCACUCCAGAGUUGUCCAGCAUUCUUGAAGGGCAUCAGGCUCCUUGUUGUUGGAAUUCUGUUGCAGACUCUCUCCUCCUCGUACAUGACAAGUAUGAACAAUUACGAGAAUUAAUCAGCAGCAGAAAGGAACUCAAACACUUCCAAAAUUGCAAUAAAACUUUGUUGAGUAAUCUUGCUGCCAUUUUGACACCAGUGAAGCAGGCUGUAAUUGAACUGAGUUGUGAAAACAAACCAACAUUGCAGCUUGUGCUCCCAACCUACAUCAAACUAGAGAAACUCUUCACUUCCAAAGCUAACGACGCAGGCAGUGUAAGCAAACUCUGCCACCUCUUUCUGGAAUCUUUGAAGGAGAACUUCAAAAUGGAGAAUGCUCACAAAGUAGCAAUGGUGCUUGACCCACACUCUAAGCAUUUGAGGUCGGUGCCGCAUUACCAACAAGAGGAAGUAAUUAGUCGAGUGUGUGAAAUGAUUUCGGAUAUUGGGCAGUCUUGCGAAGAUGUCGUUGAAUUUCAGCCAGCGAGAAAGAGAGUGCGCGGGAUUAGUGAAAACCCGAAAAACCCCUCGGAGGCAAAUCGGGAUGAACGCAAAGAGGAAGUAUUUCAAUAUCUAAAGGAACCUGUGCCCAAUAAAACAACAGAUCUGUUUAGUUACUGGUCAAAUACCACUCAAAAGCAUCCCAAGUUAGCCAAACUUGCCUUCUGGCUUUUGGCUGUGCCAGCAGUUGGUGCGAGAAGUGGCUGUCUGAAUAACCUUGAGACAUUUUCAGGAAAGCAGAAGAAGCAGCUGACACCAGAGGUGAUGAACAAACUAAUGUUUCUGAAAUCCAACCUGCAGUAGCUGCCUCUCUGACUGACACAUUGGUGCUUUAAAGCAAAACUUAACCCAGGUGGUGAAGUCCGUUUUAUUACAUAACUUUUUUCUUACUGUGAUCAUUUUUGUGUCUUAUUUCUGUGAUCUACGUGGUAUUUGUCGAGACGUUCUCGGUGAGCUGCCCCCUCCCCCGAUGGCUCAUUGGGCCUGUCCAGUGAGUGGUUGGACAAUGCAGGCCAGGAAUUUCCCAAAGUUGAUCCCUGAUCUGUACCCAGGAAAUAACAGGAUGGGUAUCAAUUGACUGUUUUUGGGCCAUGCUAUUAUUAACCUAAGUAAAUAGUUAGUGUUGUUCAUUGAACGUGUUUCCUGGACCAAGGACAUGGGCUGUAUUGGUUGCACAGUUUGCAACACAUUGGCUAAUGCUACAUUUUAAUUGAAGUCACCAAGCCAGAAUUGGAGCAUGCAUUAAGCUAUGGAAAAUCUGUAGCUUGUUUAUUUUGCGCUUCCAACAGCCACCAGGGUCAAAUCUACACGCCCUCAAUCAUGUUACUGUUGUCUCUGCCAAUGCCCUGUUUGUGUGUACCAAAUACGCAAAGGAUAAAAUGGUUUUAUUCUCAACUGUUUAAAAAAAGGCAGCAGAUAAUGGGAGUUGAGAAGUCCGAUUCCCAGCCAAAGUUCAAGUCUUUCACGGUUUUCCACUCUGCCUGUGUUCUCCUGGCUUUGUACUGAUAACCACCUUUAACAUGGGCAAUUGUCUCUAAUUGCAAUGUUGCAGAUGGUGCUGUUGUAUAUUACUUGUCAAAAUCAGUGGAACUAUUAUCUUCUAUAUGAGAUGUCUGCUAUUUCAAAAGUGGUUAUCUGACAGUCAUUUAUAUUAUUAAAAUGUCAUGUUCUCUGAAUAGAAAGUUCCCAGACUAUGAAAUUUGAUGUCCAAAUUGAUGUGGAACGAUGAGAAUUUAAUAUUAAAUAUUUAUCAGUUCAGUGAGAGGAAUGUCUGACUUUCAGAUACCUGCUAUAUAUAUACAUAUAAUAUAUAUAUAUAUAUAUAUGGCAAAGAUUGCUCAGUAACUGCUCCUUUUGAGACAUGAAAGGGAUGUGUUAGCAAAUGUUGAACUUGUUUGAUUUUAACUGGUUUUAUUUUAAACUAUGAAAGCCAUACUCAACCAAAUAUGAAAAUACAACAAUCCAAAAACAGUGUGCCACUACUGACGAAAGUGUCUGGAAAUCUUUGAUGCGAAACAUAACUGAACAAAAUAUCACUGCGCAGAGCAACUCUCUUCCAUUCCCCAUUUUGUACAAUGCCUCUGGUUUGUAAAUCCACUCCUAAGCCGAUAUCAAAACCAAAAUAAAUUUCCGCCGUUUGUUUAUCAUUAAAGCAAAGCAAUGUAUAGCAUCAAAGGAGUCUAUUGUGCCCAUGCAAAACAAAAAUAGACAAUAGUUUGAUCCCAUUACAUAGCGCUGUCCAUGGGUCUGCAGGCACAGUUCUCAAGUCCUGAUCUUUUUAAAACUACUUUCUGCUUGCCCCUCUCUUUCAGGCAGUGAACUCCAGAUUAUGGAAAUAUAAUUCUCAACUCCCCAUUACCCUAUGAUCUUACAUAAGUGCCCCCCUAGUUAUUGUCCUCUCUGCUAAAGGAAAGGAAAUGUCUCGUUGCUGUUUAUCCUGUCUAGGCCUCUAAUAAUUUUAUGCACCACUAUUAAAUCUCUCUUUGUCUCCUUUGUUCCAAAGAAAACAAUCCAGCAGAGACGGUCUCUAAAUUUCAAUUCUGACUUUGGCAGCUUUCUUGUUUAUCUGUACUAAAGUUGGCUGAAAUAAAUGACAAAUAAGUUACAUAA